Molecule: messenger RNA, 1978 nt
Organism: Striga hermonthica
Lineage: Eukaryota; Viridiplantae; Streptophyta; Magnoliopsida; Lamiales; Orobanchaceae
Source: the annotation of a GenBank genome assembly
AGGCAAGAACGUAGAUAUGAAUAAAGCUGUUUCUAGACAUUCAAAAAUGAAAGUGUGUCAGUGCCCUUUUGAGAUACAAGUAAAGCGUGUUGUCAGAUCGACAUAUUGGAUGAUCCACACGAGUCAAGACGAAACGAAGGGAUACCAUAAUCAUUCAUUUGUUGUGUAUCCUGAGGGCCAUCGACAGUCGAGCGGCAUAAGCCAGUCAUCAAAAAAUAUUAUUCGUGAUAUGACUGCUGCGCAGGUGACACCAGCAAAUAUUUUGGCCGCCGUCCAGGAAAAAAAUCCACACGACCAUGCUAAUCGGCGACAUAUAUAUAACUAUAGAGACUUUAUGCGUAAGGAAAGUUUUGAGGGUAGGGACGUUCCUACCCAACUUCUACAUUUGGCUAGCAGCAGCAACUAUGUAAUUUAUACAAAUGUCGAUCUGAAUACAAAUGCGCUGACACACAUAUUUAUGGCCCAUCCUGAUUCAAGGUUCUUGCGCGGUCGGUGGAAGUCGAUUAUGGAUGCCAGUACGUCGGAUGAAUACGACGUUGCCGUAGCUAAAUUGAAUGCAAAAUACGGGAAUAAUUCAAAAGUGGUACAAUAUCUCGAGCAGACGUGGCUAGGCCACAAAGAGAAGUUUGUGAAAGCCUGGACGAACCAAGUAACACAUUUUGGCAACACAACUACCUGUAGGGUGGAAACUGCCCACUCUGUGUUGAAGCACAUAAUCAGGGUGCCUGGACAGAUGUUGAGUUUUUUUGGACUCUUGCCAAAGAGGUUGAAGCGAGCGAUCCUGCGACGAUGCGGUACUGCAAUAACCUCAUUUACGGUCAGCUUUACCCGGAUCAACAAGCAUAUGCAGAACCGGAGGUUAAGGAAAAUACGCGAGGUUGUCCCAAAAAAACUAAUUCUACUAAGCGUGAAGCAUCGCGAUGGGAGUAUAGGGAUAAUUCGCAAGGUCGUACAAGCAAUUCUUCGCGUGGAUGCACUUCUUCGCGUGGACGCACUUCUUCGUGUGGACCGAGAACCAGCCAAUCUUCUGAACCGUCAUAAGAGGCACACCAAGUUGAUAGUCCCCGUGGACUUCGUUGUGCUCGACAUGGGGAACGUGCAAGAAAAUGGAAAGCAGCACAACACUCUCCUUGGCCGACCCUUCAUGGCUACCACGAGCACUGUCAUAGACGUGAAGAAGGGGACGACAAGUAUGACGGUUUUAGGCGAGUCCAUUGUUAUUUCUGUUCGAGAGACCGGGCCUGAGCCGCGGGCGAGUGUGGUUGAAGAGUGUGCUUACCUCAGGGCGAUUGAGCAGCUGACCGAGGAUGCGUGCAUGCGAGAGCACGUUAAGAGGGCAUUGCAGGAUCGAGCUAUAGAUGAGAAGGAAUGCCGAAGUGACCCCCAGCCGAGUCCCCGAGAGUUGCCCCGAUCCCUAUGGGGUGAGAGAUUUGACUUGAAAAAGGCCCGUUGUUCGGGGCCUGACUUCCUCCACCCUCCACGAGUACCACCGGAUUCACAAAAAUAUUUUGACUGCAGUGGCUAUAUGUCCCCGGAAUAUGCAGUCGACGGUCUCUUCUCCGUGAAAUCGGAUGUCUUUAGUUUCGGCGUUUUGGUUCUCGAAAUCGUGAGCGGCAAGAGAAACAGAGGAUUUUCUCAUGCAGACCACAAUCUCAACCUUCUUGGACAUGCAUGGAUGCUAUACAAGGAAGGAAAGUCUUCAGAACUUGUAGAUUUUAACAUGGGAAACACAUGUUUUUUAUCACAAGUGGUGAGAGCAAUCCAUGUUGGUCUUUUGUGUGUCCAACAAUGUCCUGAGGACCGGCCAAGCAUGUCCUCGGUUGUCCUAAUGAUGGCCAACGAUGGCGUUUUGCCACUGGCAAAGCAGCCGGGGUUUUUCACAGAGCGGGAAAUGGUGUCGAAUGCCGAGAGCUCGGCAAGUUCAAAUGCAGCAAAUUCAGCAAAUGAAAUGAGCAUUACACUUCUGGAGCCAAGAUGA